Vigna unguiculata (cowpea) is the source of this 3813-nucleotide messenger RNA. Its product is annotated as pentatricopeptide repeat-containing protein At3g53360, mitochondrial pseudogene. NCBI's taxonomy places the organism in Eukaryota, Viridiplantae, Streptophyta, Magnoliopsida, Fabales, Fabaceae. The record is from RefSeq and is a predicted model, not a curated record.
CAAGUUAUAAAAUUGAUUAGAAUUGAUUUACCGCAGCAGCAUCAUCGUUCAUUAGGUUAAUUUGAUUUUGAUUGCCAACCCAAGUGGGAAGUUCUCAAAUAUUAGCAGAAGCAGGUGGUCCUGUAAUUCAAACUACCCUCCCAUAGCAUUUGGCAACAUCUGAUUUCCCUCUUCACAAGAAGAGAAGGUGAAAGAGGGUUUGCUGCUGCAAGCAACUAUGAUCUUCAAGUUCUAAUCUUUUUCUUCUGAGAGAGACAGGGUCAGAAGAAACAGCAUAUUUAGGAUAUGUCACCCUGUUUCAGUUCAGGUAUUGCCGUGAUUAAUCUUCAUUGGACCCUCCAAAAAUUUCAAUUUCAUCUCUUUUUUCUUAUCCCAUCUUACACUUCCCCACUUUCCAUUCUCUCUGUGUAAGUCCCUCUUAUCCUGUUCUGUUCCCGCAAUUUCUUUGACUUCUAUGAAAACUCGUAACUUCAACUUUCACCAUCAGCAUGUUCCAGCUAAUUAAACCUCUUGAAUCUGAAUUCACCCCUCAUUUUUUUGGGAAAUGCAAAAGGAGAGAUUAAUUCCGUUAUUAUCUUUUGGUACUAUAUUACUUGGUGAACGAGGUUUAGAAACCUCUUCAUUGUUUUUUCGUAACGAUGAUUGGCUUUCUUAAGUUUAGACAGAUAAACAGACAUUAUUUUCCACACUACUUCAUUUCGAAUUUUACAAUGCAGUUCUUUUGCACGCCAACCGUUCGAAAAAGAGCCUCCAAGAGCUGAUAGGAAGAUAUUUUGGCAGUCUGUGACGUUCAUUUUCCACUUUUACGCAUUAAUAUUUAAUAAGUAAAUUAGUUAGUUUUGUUAUUUGCACAAAUUUAACGGGUUUCUGAUUGGCCAUUUUAGGUGACGGCGUAUGAUUUUUGUGUAACAAUGUCCUUGUGGAACAAAUCAUAUGCUUAUGCUUGGUUCCUGCAGACACAAUCUUUCCACAGGGUUUGGUGAUGAAUUUGCUGACACAAUAUCACCCAGUAAGAUUCUCAACAACAAGAAACUUCACUUGCUUUUUCAAUAUCCCUUGCCCAUGAUCAUUCAAAGCCAGAUUCGAUGUAUAUACAAUUGUACAAGACCUAUUGUAUCAACAACAGUAGUCUCCAGUCUCAGUACAGAGUUGUCAACCAACAGUUACAUCAAUUUGAUGUGCAAGCAAGAGCGAUACAAAGAAGCACUUGAUACAUUUAAUUUCAAUCUAGAGAAAUCGAGUAUCCACCUAGAACCAAGCACGUAUGUAAAUCUAAUACUGGCCUGUACCAACUUUAGAUCUUUAAAUUAUGGCAAGAAAAUCCAUGAUCACAUUUCAAAAUCCAAGUGUCAGCCAGACCUUGUUCUCCAAAAUCAUAUUCUUAAUAUGUAUGGAAAAUGUGGUUCUUUGAAGGAUGCUAGAAAAGUUUUUGAUGCAAUGCAGCUGCGUAAUGUGGUCUCUUGGACUAUAAUGAUCUCUGGAUACAUGCAGAAUGGUCAAGAGAAUGAUGCCAUCAUUAUGUAUAUUCAAAUGCUGCGAUCAGGUUAUCUCCCAGACCAGUUUACAUUUGGAAGCAUUAUUAAGGCUUGCUGCAUUGUGGGAGAUAUAGACUUCGGCAGACAACUGCAUGGUCAUGUCAUUAAAUCAGGGAUUUACUCAACUUGGUAAUGAUAUAGAAGCUUUAUAUCUUUUUAGAGAUAUGCUCAGGCAAUCUGUUUAUCAACCAAAUGAGUUUAUAUUUGGUAGUGUAUUCAGUGCUUGUGGAAGCCUUCUAGAACCAGAAUUUGGAAGGCAAAUUCAUGGAGUCUGCGCUAAAUUUGGUUUAGGGAGGAACAUUUUUGCUGGGUGCUCUCUGUGUGAUAUGUAUGCCAAAUUUGGACUCUUACCUUUGGCAGAAAGAGCGUUUUAUCAAAUUGAAAGCCCGGAUUUAGUGUCAUGGAAUGCAAUUAUUACAGCAUUUUCUGAUAGUGGUCAUGUUAAUGAAGCCGUAUCAUUUUUUCACCAAAUGAUGCAUACAGGAUUGAUGCCAGAUAACAUUACUUUUCUCUCCUUACUCUGUCCUUGUGGGAGCUUUCUGACACGUAACCAAGGCAUGCAAAUGCAUUCUUACAUUAUUAAAAUAGGUUUAGAUAAGGAAGCAGCUGUAUGCAACUCUUUGUUGACGAUGUACACAAAGUGUUCAAGUCUACAUGAUGCAUUCAAUGUUUUCACAUAUUUGGGUAAAAGAGCCAAUUUAGUUUCUUGGAAUGCAAUUCUAUCAGCAUGCUUGCAACACAAACAUGCAAGAGAGGCUUUUAGAUUAUUUAAGCUGAUGCUCUUUUCUGAAAAUAAGCCUGACAGUAUCACCAUAACUACCAUAUUAGGAACUUGUGCAGAAUUGGCAUCUCUAGAAGUUGGAAAUCAAGUCCAUUGCUUUACUAUUAAAAGUGGGCUAGUGGUUGAUGUUUCCGUCCGCAAUAGAUUGAUUGACAUGUAUGCAAAGUGUGGAUCACUUAAACAUGCUCGUGAUGUUUUUGAUUCAACCCAGAACCCGGAUAUUGUCUCGUGGAGUAGUUUAAUUGUUGGCUAUGCUCAGUUUGGACUUGGACAUGAAGCUCUUAAUCUCUUUAGAUUGAUGAGGAAUCUUGGUGUUAAGCCUAAUGAGGUCACGUAUCUGGGGGUUCUCAGUGCAUGCAGUCACAUUGGAUUGGUGGAGGAAGGUUGGCACUUGUAUAGAGCCAUGGAAGUGGAACUAGGUAAUGCACCAACAAGAGAGCAUGUUUCUUGCAUGGUUGAUUUGCUCGCUCGUGCUGGAUGCUUGUAUGAAGCAGAGAAUUUUAUUAAGAAAACGGGAUUUGACCCUGACAUUAAUACAUGGAAAACUCUACUCGCUUCCUGUAAAACUCAUGGUAAUGUUGACAUUGCAGAACGAGUUGCAGAAAACAUACUAAAACUCGAUCCUUGCAAUUCAGCUGCUCUAGUGCUACUUACUAACAUAAAUGCUUCAGCCGGCAACUGGAAAGAAGUUGCGAGACUACGGCAUUUGAUGAAACAAAUGGGUGUACAGAAGGUUCCUGGUCAAAGUUGGAUAGAAUUUAAGGAUCAGAUCCACGUGUUCUUCUCAGAAGACACUUCUCAUCCACAGAGCGGAAAUAUCUACAGUAUGUUGGAAGAUUUAUGGUUGCAGAUGCUGGAUCAUGGUUAUGAUCCUUGUCAGAGGUUAGACAUUAACAUUUGGUAGACACUCACCAAUUGUUAUAAUCCUUCCAAAAUCUAUGAUGAUCCUUUACUGAUCCAAUGAGUCGAUGACACUUAAUUUUAAGAGUGAAAUCUGAUCACUAUUCCCAUUUUAUAUUAUAGUAAAGUAAUUAAAGGGGAACUGCUAAGCCGUCAAUCAUUACAGAAACCCCUACAUCAAUCGUUUUCUUCCAUUCGCCAAUGGCAAACAACUGCAUAUUAAUAAAAACGAAUAUAUAUAUGUGUGUGUGUGUGUGUUUAUAAAAAAGAAAAUGUAUGUGUGUGUGUACUUUGGUGUACGCAAUCAAACGAUGAAGAUGAAAAAACAUGUACUUUGGAGUGAAAUACAGAGAUUAUGUAACUAGUGAUAAAUUUUAUAUAUCAGUUCAUUUUUGAAAGGUAAAUAAUUUGGGAACAAAAGAUCACGUCUUAAGUUUAUUACACUUCGGGAACAAUUUGAUGGUCCCAUACAAAAGUUUGAAAUCAAGUAACUGCAACACAAGCAGACACAACACACCAUCUUCUGAACUGAAACAAAUCUUUAUUCACUUUAUCUUAAACACCAGUGCAACAGCAACCCGCUUUCACUUUUAAGCC